This is a messenger RNA of Seminavis robusta, 3423 nucleotides long. The record is from the annotation of a GenBank genome assembly. NCBI's taxonomy places the organism in Eukaryota, Bacillariophyta, Bacillariophyceae, Naviculales, Naviculaceae.
AUGCGAUUCGGCAUACAUGCCCUGACCCUAUUGGCCUUGGCCCCAGUGGGUCAACAUGCCUUCCACAACCCAGCCAUCCUGACGAGGCCACCAUCUCUUCAAAACAAGCAUCAUGUGGACUUCCACAGCCGGCGUCAUCCCAUUCUGUAUGCUGAUGACAUGGACGAUGUAGCUCAAGAAACUGCCGAGGCCUUGAAAGCCGCUGAUAAGGCUCUGAAGGAAAGUGCUGCUCAAAAAGCCCGGGCUCGGGAAGCAGCACAGCUGAACAAAGAGGCCAUUGCGAGUGCAUUGGGUGGAGCUGCCAUUGGAACCGUUCUUGGAGGAGUCGCUCUUAUUACAGUCCCUGAUCUGGCCGAUUCCGUGCCUGCAGUUGUCCCUCCUUUGGUUCUCGCUGCCUCCCUGGGUGGAGCAUCUUAUGCUGGAGCCACCCAAGAAGGAAAAGUGGGUAAAAUUAUCAGAAAUGUAGUUGGACGAAGCACCAUCGCUGCUGGAGCUAAUGCCAAAAAUGCGGCCGUUGCUGCUGGGGAAAAUGCCAAACAAGCUGCCAUCCAAGCUGUGGACGAUGCAGUCGAUGAAGUCAAAGCUGUCCCUUCAAAGAUUGCUGAUGCUGCCAAGAAAAAGGCUGAUGAAACCGUAGAGGAAAUCAAAGCUGUUCCCGGAAAGCUUGCUGAUGCCGCUGUGGAGGUCGCCGAGGAUAUUGUAGAUGAAGUCAAGGCAACUCCUGGACGUGUGGCAGAGUCGGCCAAGGUUGCUGCAACAAAAGCUGUAGAUGAUGCGCAGAAAAAGGUCCAGGCAACUGUGGAAGAAAUUAAAGCGUACCCUGGCAAAAAGCUUAGUGAAAUGGAGCAGUAUGUUGAAAAUGUUCUCGAGGGCAACUCUUUGAACGUUCGACUGGAGGUCCCUGAACCACCCAAGUCGCCACCCCCGCCCAUGAUGGUCAAGCCAUCUGAGGAUGCACCCCCCAAGCCCCCACAAAUCCCCAAAACACCACCCCCAUUAAAGGCUGUUGUACCACCACCAAAGCAAGAUUCAGGACCAGCGUUCUCGUUGCCCAAGGUGGAAAUACCCAAAGUGGAACUACCAAAGGUUGACAUUCCGAAGCCAAAGCCACCACCAGCCAAACCAAAGGCGCCUCCGUCCCCACCCAAGCCAGCUUCUGAUGCUCUACCCAAGUUUGAGCUUCCAAAAGUGGAGAUUCCAAAGAUAGAACUUCCGGCUCCACCCAAAGCAGACCCUUUGGAAGCUAAGCGCAGGGCUGAAGAAGCCAAGAAAGCUCAGGCCGCCAAGCAGCGUGCUGUCGCUGCAGCAGCUGAAGCCAAGCGAAAGGCUGACGAAAAGAAGCAAGCUGAAGCUGAACAGAAGAAAAAGGAGCUCGAACAACAACGACGCCAAGCAGAAGAGGCUCGCAUGGCUGCUGCCGAAGAAAAACGCAAGGAGCUUGAGGCCAAGAAAGCAGAGGCAGCAGCUGCUGCUGAACAAAAGCGUCAAGAAUUGGAGGCCAAGAAGCUGGAGGCCAAGAAGUCUGAUGCAGGUGCUGUCGCUGAAGCAAGGAAUCAAGCUGCCGAACAAAAGCGACAAGAAUUGGAGGCCAAGAAGGCAGAGGCAGCUGCUGCGGCUGAAGCCAAGAAACAAGAAGCUGCUGCUGCUGCUGAAGCAAGGAAACAAGCUGCCGAACAAAAGCGUCAAGAUCUGGAGGCCAAGAAAGCAGAGGCAGCUGCUGCGGCUGAAGCCAAGAAACAAGAAGCUGCUGCUGCCGCUGAAGCAAGGAAACAAGCUGCCGAACAAAAGCGCCAAGAGCUGGAGGCCAAGAAAGCAGAGGCAGCUGCUGCCGCUGAAGCCAAGCGACAGGAAGCCGCUGCGGCGGCUGAAGCCAAGAAAGCAGAAGCUGCUGCCGCGGCUGAAGCAAGGAAACAAGCUGCCGAGCAAAAGCGCCAAGAGCUUGAGGCCAAGAAAGCAGAGGCGGCUGCUGCCGCUGAAGCCAAACGAGCGGCUGCUGCAGAAGCCGCUGAAGCUCGCCGCAAGGAACAAGAGGAGAAGAGAGCUGCUGCCGCUGCAGCUGCACAAGCCCGCAAGGAAGAGGCCGAACAAAAGCGCAAAGAGCUUGCCGAGAAGAAGGCUGCUGAAGCCGAGGCGAGACGAAAGGAAUUGGAGCGUAAAAAGGCUGCUGCAGCUGCCAAACCUCGCCCCAGCUUUGGAUUGAUGCCCCCCGCUUCAGCGCCCAAACCCGCAGCUGCUGCACCGAAAAAGGCUGCCCCAAAGAAGCCGACUCCGAAGGCGCCUCGUGGCGUUCCGACGAUCGUUGCAUGGAAGCUGCAACGCAAUGGCGGAAUCUCUGGUCGCGUGUACGGAUCACCUAACUUUAGUGCUGGCGAACGCGUUGACACAUCCGAAAUUGUUUCUGGAACAAUUGACAACGGGAAGGUUGUCAAAACUAGUUCUGGAAGUCGAUACUUCUUGAGCGACGACGAAGCUCAGUUCAAGCAAGCUGGUGGCAAGGCACCGGUGAAAAGCGUGCAAUCGGCAAGACCAAGGUCAACGAUCACUAUCACCCGCGAUGCAAAGGCAGCAGCAGCCAAGGCUGCCGAGAAAGCAGUGGAAGAUAAGGCAGCGCCGCGGGCCACGUUCUCUCUUUUUGGUAUCUUCGGAGACAACAAAGAACGUCCCGAAGUGGAGGAAACGAAGAAGGUACCAGCCAAGAAACCAGCACCGAAAGCUGCGACUGAGCCACGUCCCAGCUUCACCCUGUUCACGCCUGGAGCCGCUCCGAAGGCUGCUCCGAAGCCCGCAGCUAAGAAGCCAGCCCCAAAACCAGCCACACCACCUCGUCCAAGUUUCUCCCUGUUCUCACCUGGAGCAGCACCAAAGGCUGCUCCUAAGCCUGCAGCAAAGAAACCAGCACCAAAACCAGCUACAGCGCCACGCCCAAGUUUCUCCCUGUUUGGACCCGGGGCCGCACCGAAGGCUGCUCCGAAACCCGUAGCAAAGAAACCGGCACCAAAGCCUGCUACAGCGCCACGCCCUAGUUUCUCAUUGUUUUCGCCCGGAGCUGCACCAAAGGCAGCGCCAGCUAAGAAACCUGCCCCCAAACCAGCUACCGCACCACGCCCCAGCUUCUCUCUGUUUUCGCCUGGAGCUGCACCCAAGACAGCACCUGCGCCAAAACCAGCACCCAAGAAAGCAGCAGCAAAGGCCAAGCCAGCACCCAAACCCAAGCCCGCUCCAAAACCGAAGACUGCCCCUCGUGGAGUUCCGACGAUUUCGAGGUGGAGGCUGAACCGUGAUGGAAGUAUUUCAGGUUCUAUCAGCGGAUCAAGCAACUUCCGAGACGGUGAGCGAGUUACAACCAGUCCAAUCGCCCAGGGGAAGAUUGAUUCGGGGGAGGUCAUUUCAACUGGCAGUGGAUCGAAAUAUUUCUUGGCAUAG